CCCUUAUUUAUAUCUAUUAUUGUUUUGAGAAAACGGCCGCUAAAUAGUCAGUCGGUGAGUUGGGUAAAAUUGUUGACGAUCCUGAAAGUUGCCGAAAUCCAUCUUCUCCGUCAUGUCGAAGAUUGUUCAUGAAUUAUACAGAUGUCGGCAAAUCUCCGGACGAACCCUGACAAAGCAGCAGGACCAUUAUUUCGCCGUGUCUUCGUGUCCUUGUUCAUGUAGACACAUAAUUCAUCGGUAGUUUAAAUUUCAAAUUUCGAUUGUGAAAAACGAAAUGAUGUGUAUUGAUUUUUGGUUCCUUCAUUAAUUUGUUAAAGAGAGGUGCAGGAAGGUCAAUGUCCAAGUAAACUAUUCCCUAUUUACGUUACUAUGAAUUUGCAGAGAACAAGUUGGGUUGGAAGAUGAAAAGUGUUGGGUGGGCGUUGGAGAAAAGGGCAAUUUGGUCACAGAGCUUUAAAUAGUUUUCAAGAUGCACAAGGAAGGGGAUCUCCUUUUUCCAGAGACGUAGAUGUGAUUCAUCAGUCAAAGGAAUGUUAGAGAUUGUUCAUUAUAUAUGAAAAGGGUCAUCAAUGCGGCCUUCUAUGCGCAGCUUGGAUGGAUGUAUGUGAACCAGAGCAAGCACAAGCAUCGCAACAGAAGCAGCAAUCAAGUGUUCGGACAAGAAGACGACCCUUGGUUCCAGCUGAUAAUAAGAAUGGAGCAAAUUCUCCUCGGUCCGGGAAACCAGAAAUUAUUUCUAGAUGUAGGUCACCUAUACCAUCUGCAGCCAUGGCUCCAAAGCGCUGCCCUUCACCUAAUCCCAGUAGGUUGUCGUCAACCUCAAGUUUAUCAGCACCAAAGAGGGCUAUGUCGAUCGAAAGAAAGCGUCCUUCAAGACCAUCGUCGCCGCUUUCUCCAUCAACACCAAUUGAGGAUACAGCUGCAGAGGUGUUGCUUGGAUCAAGGAAGAUGGUAGUAGGUAAUGGAUUACCGGAGUGUUUAUGGCCUUCAACGAUGCGGAGUCUAAGCGUUUCUUUUCAAUCUGAUUCCUAUUGUGUUCCUAUAACUAAGAAAGAAAAGCCAGUCUCUCAUGUCUCUUCUGAUCGCACUGCGAAGCUACCAUCAAAUGGUGCUCAUAGACAGGCUGGUAUCACAGCUUUACGGAAGUCCACCCCAGAAGGCAAGAAGAGCCCUCUGAAAGGAAAACACUCUUCUGGUCAAUUGGAGAAUUUUAAACCUGUUGAUAGUUUCCGUACUCGUGUAGUGGACCAACAUAGAUGGUCCAGUCGAACAAGUGAAGAGGUUUCAACUUCUCUGAACAGAAGUAUCCAGAUGGCUGACAGGAUAAGGAAUUCUUCAUCUAUAACCAGUUCAGAAAUGGGUGCACCUUCUCUGAGGAAGUUGUCUGUGAUUGGGACAAGCAAAUCCUUACAAAAAUCAACCAGUGAUUUGUUGAUGAAAAUUUCUCGUGAUGAAAAUGGAAAGGCUGUUCUUGGUGGAAGUUCAAUCGAUGAUGGUUCGCCAAGGAUGCUGAAGCGUGGCUUUUCUAGUUCAUCAGAUCGAACAAGACUGGCAAAUGCUGCAGCUAGAGCUAUGUCUUUGGCAACUUCUGGAUCACGCUCUGGAUCACCCUUGAUGGCAAGAGGGGUCAAUUCUUCUGGAGCGAAGGCUGUCAACUAUUCGUCCAGAGGAAUCAGUCCUGGUCCUGUAAGGCCAAGCAGCCCAUCUAGACAACCCCAGAAUUCUACUUCUGUUCUCAGUUUUAUUGCAGAUAUUAAAAAAGGAAAAAAAGUUGCAUAUCAUAUUGAAGAUGUUCAUCAACUGAGGCUUGUAUACAACAGGCACUUGCAAUGGAGAUAUGCAAAUGCACGCACUGAUGCUGUAGUGCAAUAUAGGAAAGUUAAAGCAGAGAAAGUGUUGUACAGCACUUUGAGGGUAAUUUCUGGUACAUGGGACGUGAUAAUGGAGAAAAGAAUUGAUAUCCAGCAACUGAAGCUGAAGUUGAAUCUUUACUCCAUUUUGAAUAAUCAGUUAACUUACCUUGACAAGUGGGCUUCAGUUGAAGUAGAUCAUCUCAACUCGCUGACCACUACCAUCCAAUAUCUGCAGUCAAGCACGACCCUCAUUCCACUUACUUACAGGGCCAGUGGUGAUAUUGAAGCUGUAAAGGCGGCCUUAUGCUCAGCAGUUGAUGCGAUGCAGGCAGUUGGAUCCUCACUAUGUUCAAUAAUUUUGAGGGUUGAGGGAACAAACAGCUUGGCGUCCGAACUCGCUGAUGUAGCAGUGAAGGAAAGAGCUAUGGUGAGAAGAUGUGAAUCAAUUUUAAGUAGUACAGCUGCACUGCAGGUGGAAGAUUACAGCCGCAGGGCUCAUCUAUUGCAGAUGAACCGAGCUUCGAGAAAAUGAGGAACAAUGAAUGAUCCUUGUAAUAACACUACACUACACUGAGAUAACUUGACAAAACAAGAUGCUAACAUCUUUGAAUAGGAGUUCUGAAUGAUCCCGCCCUGCCCUGAUCCGUACAGCAAUUUUAUC
Molecule: messenger RNA, 2514 nt
Organism: Andrographis paniculata
Lineage: Eukaryota; Viridiplantae; Streptophyta; Magnoliopsida; Lamiales; Acanthaceae
Product: AUGMIN subunit 8-like
Exons: 8
Coding region: 595-2385 (596 amino acids)
Biological process (GO): spindle assembly; centrosome cycle
Cellular component (GO): cytoplasm; nuclear microtubule; centrosome
Molecular function (GO): microtubule binding
Source: RefSeq, a predicted model, not a curated record